AUGAAUCUGACGAGCAGUGAAAUAAGAAUUGUGCUGGUUGGAAAGACUGGAGUAGGAAAGAGUGCAGCAGCAAAUACCAUCCUGGGAGAAAAUGCAUUUAGAUCAGACGUGUCUUCCUCCUCCGUGACCACAGACUGUGACAAAGUCAGAAAAAAUGUCAAUGGGCAAAAAGUGGCUAUUAUUGACACUCCAGGCUUGUUUGACACAAAAGAGAAAUGCACCGUCAUUGAGGAAAAGAUUAAACUGUGCAUAUCCCUCUCCGCACCGGGCCCUCAUGUUUUUCUCAUAGUUUUGCAGCUUGGGAGAUUUACAGAAGAGGAAAAAAAAACUAUGGAGCAAAUUCAGAACAUAUUUGGUGAACGGGCAUCAAAAUACACCAUGGUGCUGUUUACACAUGGAGAAAAUUUAAAGAGAACACAAAAAAGCAUUCACAAGUUUGUUGACGAAAGUCCCGAUCUGCUGGACUUUAUCAAAACUACAAGUGGCCGUUACCUUGCUUUUGACAACAAUGCAAAUGAUCCAGAACAGGUCAAUGUGCUGUUUGAACAGAUUGCUCAGCUUAUGACUGUAAAUGGUGAAGAGUAUUACACUAAUGAUGAUCUUCGAGCAGCUGAGAGAGCGAUAGAAGAAGAAAAAGCAAGACUUUUACAGCUAAAAAUAAAAGAGCAAGAGGCAAGAGACAGAGCAGAAAGAAACAAUAAUUUUCUAAAAGCUGGUUUGGUUGUGGCAGGAGGUGCUGCUGCUGCUACUGUCUCUGCUGCUGCUGUUGGUGUAAAGCCCUGCUGUCUUCAGUGAGAAGAGCUGUCUGAUUGCUUAAUCACUCAUUGGUUUGUCAUUGAUUAAAAUUACUGAGUGAAUUAACUUAUUAUUUACUAUAAACUAGUUUCUGUCUGCAAGCUUGUAAUUCUACUAAUAGAGGUCUAUUAAUAACAAUAACAUAUUUUUUUCAAAUACUUUUCUGCCUUGUUUUGCUAGCCUCAUCAGUGUACACAUAACCUAAAACUUUCCGAAGUAUGGCUUAAAAAAGAUUAAGUUGUAGUCAAAAAGGCAGCUCUGUGCCUAUCAAUCUAAACAUCUGCCAUUAUGUUUGACAGUCAACAUCCUUCCGAUGGAUGCUGAUAUGAUUAAGGUAAAUAAAGGAUAAUGUACAUCCAGCAAGUUGUUCUCACAGAAUAAAUUUUAACCUUACUGGCUUAAGACUUUCAGUCUUAUUCACUUCCAAUAAUUUUUAGCCAUAAAAACAGCUUGUUAUGCUAAUUUUGUUUUAUUUAACUUUUAUGUUAAUUUUUAUAUAUAACAGACUUGUAGAACAAGUAGUUCGACCAUUCCUAACCAUUUCUCCAUUCUCCAUUUCUGCAACUGAAUAAGAAGUUCAAAAACAAUCGCAGAAAAGAGUUACAGUUCCGCAUUUCAGAUUAAGUUCAACAGCUGCAGAUUUUAAUCUUCUGUGGAGGCAGAGUUUUAGCGCUCAAUUACAUAAUAAAGUAUUUAAUUCACAACCUGUAUAUUUGGCAGAAAGACUUCAAUACAAACUUUAAAAGAGUAAAAGAGUUUUGAUUUCUCAGUUUGUGAUCCUUUGUGUGUGUUUAUAAUACUUCACUGUGGCUUUAUUCAGUUCAACAUUGUAAUAAUUAUGUCAAGCUGAAAUAUUAAUAAAAAUCAUUUAUUU
Molecule: messenger RNA, 1669 nt
Organism: Danio rerio (zebrafish)
Lineage: Eukaryota; Metazoa; Chordata; Actinopteri; Cypriniformes; Danionidae
Source: RefSeq, a predicted model, not a curated record